Molecule: messenger RNA, 225 nt
Organism: Racocetra persica
Lineage: Eukaryota; Fungi; Glomeromycota; Glomeromycetes; Diversisporales; Gigasporaceae
Source: the annotation of a GenBank genome assembly
AAAAUUUCACAAAACGAAAAAGCUGCUCAAAUACGAACAUCAAUUGAAGACUAUGUUGCUGUUGGAAUUAAAUUCAUAGAGUUCUCAUCAUUGCAAGAUAUUACGCCAAUCGGUAAGGGUGGAUUUGGGGAAAUUUUUAAGGCUGUUUGGCCACAACCUGGAAUUACUGUCGCGUUGAAAUGUAUUGAUAAUAAUUAUGAUCCGUUUAAAGCUUUUAUUAAGGAG